This is a messenger RNA of Myxozyma melibiosi, 3924 nucleotides long. RefSeq lists its product as uncharacterized. The transcript has 5 exons. Gene Ontology annotation, cellular component: cell division site; cellular bud neck; mating projection tip. The record is from RefSeq and is a predicted model, not a curated record. The annotation marks the transcript as partial. NCBI's taxonomy places the organism in Eukaryota, Fungi, Ascomycota, Lipomycetes, Lipomycetales, Lipomycetaceae. Gene Ontology annotation, molecular function: small GTPase binding; actin binding. Gene Ontology annotation, biological process: barbed-end actin filament capping; mitotic actomyosin contractile ring assembly; actin filament bundle assembly.
AAACGCGACUUCAAAUCUCUGCCUCAACAGGCCCGACAGCAGAUGCUCAAUUACCCAACCUCGAAAAAAUGGAUGCUGAUCCAUCAAGACGCGUUGACCGAACACCAAAACCAGCGACGCAGGCACUCCACCAAAGACGACGAGAGCACGCCUCAGUGGUACGUGCGCAAGAUCAUGGACAUGACAAUCACUUCCAAGCAGCUCGGCAAUCUGUGGGUAUGUCUUCGCACGGAGCCUAUCGCUUGGGUCAAGGCAUUCUGCGCAGCGCAAGGACAACUUGCUCUCUGCACCGUCAUUUCACAUAUCAACCAAAGAUACAACAGACAGACAGAAGAAACCAUAGAGCGCGAAUACGACCUAGUCAAAUGUUUGAAAGCGCUUCUUAAUCUCGAAUAUGCUGCCGAUGAAGCGCUGCAGUCCACGAAAUGUAUACCAGCACUGAUCGGCUCUAUCGUCUCCCCCCGACUUGCGACCAGAAGACUCGUCACCGACAUCCUUACAUUCUUAGCUCAUUGGGCCCGUCCGUAUGGUCACACUCAAGUGAUCAACGCGUUCGACCAGCUCAAAGCACAUUUGAACGAGCAGGGCCGCUUCGAUGUUUGGUUACAAACUGUUGAAGCGACCCUCGGUGGUCGAGGAAAAUGGGGUUCUUUGGUGGGCGCUAGUGACGAGCUGCGGUCGGCAGGAGUUGGGUCCGAGAAUCUGUUGAUGGAAUAUAGUCUAGCAACUAUUCUGCUGGUCAAUAUCCUUGCCCAGGGAUCCGAAGACAUCAAAAUUCGGGUGCAUGUCCGUGCCCAACUCAAGGCAGCUGGUCUAUCCCGCAUCAUGAAGCAUAUGCUCGGAUUCAACUAUGACUUGGUCAAUGAGCAAAUCCAACAGUACGAAGAUGCGGCGGCUCUGGAUUACGAAGAUCUGAUGGAACAGCAGCAAGAGGAGGAAAUCCGCGAUCUUGAUGAUCCUGUUGAGAUUGCCGAAGAUAUCUGGGCACGCGUGCGGGGUACAGCAUCUGAGGAUUUUUUCGUGUCCUCGAUGCAGCACUUACUACUGGUACGCGAUACAAAGCCAGAAGAUACCGCCCGGCUGUUUAAACUCAUUGAUGGUGUCCUGUCCUACGUCGCUAUGGACCGGAUCCUUCCCGAUCGCGAUUUACGAUCGACCCUACAGUAUUCAGUUCAUGAAAUCAUGAACAAAAUGUACUCUGACGAGCAAGCCCGACGCGCGUUUCUUGACGCUAUCGAAGCGAAGAAGCGCGCCGAUCAGGCGAUCGCAGAGCGAGACGAGAUGCGGAAGCAAGUUGAUAUGGGCGCCGAUGGCAUGGUCGCUAAGCUCAAGAAGGAGGUUGCUGAACAGGCUGAGAUCAUCAGACUUCAACGCCGUACUAAUAAUGCGCUCCGCCAUGAGUUGGAAGAACUGUCAAAGUCACAUAUGAAUCAUUUGCAGAGCUCUGAGAUUGAGAUCCGAGAACUUUAUUUCCAGCUCAAAGAGGCCGGAUUUGUUCUCAAUCAACCGGUCAACGGGCCAAACUAUGAUCCCAUCAGUUCCGAAGCGAAAAAGAAUGUCAUGCGCAAACUGGAGCAGCAGAUGGCUGUCAAGGAAGCCGAGGUCAAGAAUCAAAUUAAACAGCUCGACACCCCGGUGGAGAUCCAGCCUAAGCUGCGAGAACUGCGCGAGACAAAUGUUAAGAUGCAGGAAGCUGAGCGGGGCGCGGCUACAAGCGGAAGUGUCAGGGGUCCGCGAGCUUUGCCUACAACCGCUCCUAAUAGCCUAUUGCAGCAGGUGGUGAUGAACGACAUGUCGAAGAACUUCUCGUCCGAUGAUGAUUCAUCUCUUGACGGCGGUGACCGGCUGCUGCCGGGAGCUUCGACCGUGCAACGCGACGGGCCCGCAGGCGCGGCUGCUCCUCCUCCCCCACCGCCACCGCCUCCUCCUCCUCUCCCUGCGAACAUCACGUUCAACAAUGCAGCCGCGCCUCCUCCCCCUCCACCCCCGCCCCCUCCACCUGCUCCUCCGCUUUCAGGAAUGUCUACGACUGGAGGCCCUCCUCCCCCUCCUCCUCCACCACCACCUCCGCUUCCAGGAAUGCUUACGGCUGGAGGCCCCCCGCCACCCCCUCCACCCCCGCCAUUACCUGGAAUGGGAGUUCCCAACGCCCCGCCUCUUCCCCCACCCUCACUUGCUUCCUCGGCUUUGAAACUACCCAAAUCAGCCAAAGCGGUCGCAGUGCCGCAUGCCAGGAAGAAAAUCAAGCCCAUGCACUGGGAGAAAUUGGAAACUGUCGAGUGUACUUCAGCAAAGCCGAACCGCAAGAGCACGCGCGCUGGGAUAUAUGGCGUUCUGCGGAAUAAGGGAAUCUUUGACGAAGUCGAGCGGAUCUUCGCGGCCAAGGAAGCCAAGAAGAUCGGUGCGGGUGGGCGCUCAAAGGCUGCGGAAGAGAAGAAGAGUUUUAUCUCGAGAGAUCUCGCGCAGCAGUUUGAGAUUAAUCUGCAUGCUUUUGCUAAUCUUUCGGUGGAGGAGAUGGUGUUGAAGAUUCUGAAAUGCGAUAAAGACGUGCUCAAGAAUCACAAUGUUUUGGAGUUUUUGAAUAAGGAUGAUCUGGUUCGAGUUCCUGAUUCAGUGUCUCGCAACUUGCUUCCAUACUCAACGACCUGGACGAACGGAAUGAUCAGCCGAUCUCCCGAAAAGGACCUCACGGAGCUGUCACGCGCCGAUCAGGUUUAUCUCGAGCUAUGCUUUAAUCUGCAAUCGUACUGGAAAUCACGAAUGCGCGCGCUCAUCCUGACACAGACGUUUGAGCAUGACUACGACGAGCUCGUGCAGAAGCUAAAGCUCGUUGACAGCGCAAGCGAGUCAGUCCGGAAAUCGACCAAGCUUCGUGAUUUGUUUGACAUCAUCCUCGCCGUCGGAAACUACAUGAACGAUCCGACGAAACAGGUGACGGGAUUCAAGCUGAGCUCGUUGCAGCGGUUGGCGUUCACCAAGGACGAGAAUAACACAAUGACCUUCCUGCAUUAUGUGGAGAAGAUUGUUCGAACCUCGUUUGAGGACUUGGAUGGAUUCUUGGAUGAUUUGAAGGAUGUGUUGUUGGUGUCCAAACUCUCUAUUGAGCAAGUACAGUCCGACUGCAGGCAGUUCAUUCAAGCAGUCAAGAACGUUCAGGACUCAAUUGACUUUGGAAACCUAUCAGACCGCUCGAUCUUCCAUCCCGAAGACCGCGUGCUUAAAGUCGUCCUGCCCUUCCUUCCAGAAGCGCGAACGAAGAAGGAGUAUCUCCAAGAGCACUUGCAAAACACGGCGCGCACAUUCGACGACGUUUUGAAGUUCUUUGGUGAGGAUCCCAAAGACGCUUCCGCGCGACAGAGCUUCUUCAACAAAUUCACAAACUUCGUGCAUGAUUUCCAGAAAGCGCGCAAGGAGAACUUGCAGCGCGAAGAGGAGACCAGGGCGUACGAGUUGCGCCGCAAGCAGAUGCUCGAGCAGCAAAAGAAGUCUGAGGAGUUAUCCGCCGCCGCCGCGGCUUCUUCCGGAUCACCGAGAAAAGAGGGCGAUACGGCGGUGAUGGAUAAUCUGCUGGCCAAAUUGCGAGCCGCGGGACCUCAGUCUGGCGACGCGCGCGCAGCUCGUCGACGAGCGGCGGCGAGGAAAGCGCAGGAGCAGAGACGGGCGCGCGAUGCCGGCGAGAACAAGGACGGUACAUCUGAAUCCGCCUCUGAGGUUUCAGAAACUGUCUCGCGCGCAGAGUCCGAGACGCGGGCAGAAAGUCCAAAGAAAUCGAACGAGGCAGAUGACAAGCCCUCAGGAGAGCAGCCGGCAGGGGAGCAGGAAUCGGUCAAAGAAGAAUCUCGCGAUUCUGCUAAAGUCAUAGAGGACGAAGUGAAGGAUGAGGGGACGAGUAAUGGCAGAUCGGAAAGAGAGGAAUCGGUAUGA